GGGGGGGCUCCGGGGGCUCGGGGGGGCCUGCAGGCUCCACAGAGGCACAAUGAAGAGGUUCAGACGGCACGGCCACGAGUCCCACAGGGACCGGCUCAAACAGGAGCUCUUCCAGUUCAACAAGACGGUGGAACAUGGCUUCCCCCACCAGCCCAGUGCCCUGGGCUUCAGCCCGUCUCUACAGCUGCUCGCCAUCGGGACUCGUUCUGGAGCCAUCAAACUGUAUGGAGCUCCAGGUGUGGAGUUUAUGGGUCUGCAUGACGAGAACGCUGCCGUCACACAGGUUCACUUCAUGAACCACCAGGUGGAGCUGGUGACUCUGCUGGAUGACAACAGUCUCCACAUGUGGACAUUAAGAGGACACAAAGGACAGUCGGAGCUUCUGGAGAUCGGGCGCUUCAUGUUGACGGGACCGCCUGGGGCGCCCCCCAGUGUGACCCGGGUCACAGCCGUCCUGGCUCACUCCUCGGGAGAGCUGCUGCUGCUGGGCACCGAAGGGGGACACGUCUUCGUCGUGGAGGUUCCAGGGUUCCGAGAGCUGGAGGAGAGGAACAUCAGCCUGGACCAGGUGUCCAGCAGCGUUCCGGACGACUACAUCGGCCGGAGGAACCUGGAGCACGUGGAGGCGCUGCAGGAGAACCCGGUGGACCCGAACCAGGUGGUCCUGGGCUACGGCCGAGGGCUGAUGGUCAUCUGGGAUCUGCAGAGGCAGCGGGCCGUCCAGCACAUCCCCGCCACACAGCAGCUGGAGAGCGUCUGGUGGACGGAGGACGGAAGCUUCCUGCUCAGCUCCCACAGUGACGGGAGUUUCUGCCGCUGGGCGGUCGGAGUGGAGGACGAGAAGGACGACGAGGAGAAGUCUGACAUUCCCUACGGACAUUUUCCCUGCAAGGCCAUUUCUAAAAUCGUCCAGCUGCCGACAGCAGACGGGCCCCCGUUCCUGCUGUUCAGCGGCGGCAUGCCCAGAGCCAGCUACGGAGACCGCCACUGCAUCACCGUCAUCCACGGGAAGACCCACGUGGCUCUGGACUUCACCUCCAGGAUCAUCGACUUCUUCGUCAUCCGAGACGGAGCCAAGCACACGGGAGACCCCCGUGCCCUGGUGGUGCUGGUGGAGGAGGAGCUGGUGGUCCUGGACCUGCAGACGGAGGGCUGGCCCGUCAUCCAGACCCCCUACCUGGUCCCGCUGCACAGCUCGGCCAUCACCUGCUCCCACCACGUCUCCUCCAUCCCCCUCAAGCUGUGGGAGCGGCUGCUGGCGGCGGGCGAGCUGCAGUCCCGACACUACUCCAAGAAGCCCUGGCCAAUAAUCGGAGGUCAGAACCUGGGAGCAGAUCCACCACAGAGAGACCUGCUGCUGACGGGACACGAGGACGGGUCGGUCCGGUUCUGGGACGCCUCUGGAGUGUGUCUGUCUCCGAUGUACAAGCUGAGCACGGCGGGGGUCUUCCACACCGACUCGGACCCCAACGACAACAUGAACCAGGGCCCCGAGGGAGAGUGGCCCCCCUUCAGGAAGGUGGGCUGUUUCGACCCGUACAGUGACGACCCCCGUCUGGGGGUCCAGAAGAUCCACCUGUGUAAAUACAGCGGCUACCUGACGGUGGCCGGCACGGCGGGACAGAUCCUGGUCCUGGAGCUGAACGACGAGGCGGCCGAGCAGACGGUGGAGGCCACAGUGGUGGACCUGCUGCAGGGCCAGGAGGGCUUCCGCUGGAAGGGCCACGCCCGGCUGGACGUGCGCGAGGAGCCGGUGCUGUUCCCGCCGGGCUUCCAGCCCUUCGCCCUGGUGCAGUGCCAGCCGCCCGCCGUGGUCACCGCCCUCACGCUGCACUCGGAGUGGAAGCUGGCGGCGUUCGGGACCAGCCACGGCUUCGGCCUGUUCGACUACCAGCAGAAGACCAACGUCUUCAUCAAAUGCACGCUGAACCCCGGGGACCAGCUGGCCAUGGAGGGUCCUCUGUCCCGAGUCAAGAGCAUCAAGAAGUCCCUGCGGCAGUCCUUCAGGAGGAUCCGGCGCAGCAGAGUGUCUCUGAGGAAGCACCACGCCAACAACGCCUCCAAGCUGCAGGAGGCCAACGCCCGCCUGGAGGCGGAGCUGGCGGAGAUGGAGCUGGCCCCCGUCCAGAGGAAGAUCGAGGCCCGCUCCUCCGACGACUCCUUCACCGGCCUCGUCCGGACGCUCUACUUCGCAGACACCUUCCUCUCAGACAGCUCACACAGCACGCCCUCCCUGUGGGCGGGGACAAACGGCGGCUGUGUCUUUGCGUACAUGCUGCGUCUUCCUCCAGUCGAGCACCGAGCGGACGAACCCGUCACCGCACAGCAAGCCAAGGAGAUCCAGCUGAUGCACCGCGCCCCGGUGGUGGGCCUGGUGGUCCUGGACGGGCAGGGCGCCCCGCUGCCCGAGCCCCUGGAGGUGGCCCACGACCUGGCCCGCUCGGCCGACAUGCAGGGCUCGCACCACCUGGUGGUGGUCUCCGAGGAGCAGUUCAAGGUCUUCACCCUGCCCAAGCUCGGCGCCAAGACGAAGCUGAAGCUGACGGCGGUGGACGGCUCCCGGGUGCGGCGGGUGGGCGUGGCCUACUUCGGGAGCAGCCGGACGGAGGACUACGGCGAGAGCGGCCUGGUGGUCCUGACCAAUCAGGGCGACGUCCACGUGGUGUCCCUGCCCCACGUCAAGAUGCAGGUUCAAUACCCCUGCAUCCGCAAGGAGGACGUGAGCGGCAUCGCGUCCUGCGUGUUCACCAAGCACGGCCAGGGGUUCUACCUGAUCUCUCCGUCGGAGUUCGAGCGCUUCUCGCUGUCGGCCCGCCUGGUGGUGGAGCCUCGCUGCCUGGUGGAGCUUCCUCUCGGCUCCGCCUCCAAGCAGCGGCUCAACUCCAACAGGUCCAGGAUCCAGAGCGAGGACGCAGAGAGCGCUGCUCGCCGUGUUAUGGAGCAUGCUUUACUGAAUGACGAGCAGGUCCUGCAGGAGAUCCAGAAGUCUCUAGAAGGAGAUCAGACGUCCUUCCUGGAGAACAAUGUGAAGAGCGUUGCGUCCUGAACUCCUUCCCGUCUUCCCGCCGUCUCCCCGCCCGGACGGGACACGACCACUACUGACCCCUCUGCCCCCCCCCCCCCCAACUGACUCCUGAAGGGCUCCAGACCGAAGGUGGAGAACCUCACCGCCCGUGCCUCGAGGACCGCACACUGUCCCCAAAGCCACAUGAAGCACAUUCCUGCAUCCUCCAUCCUGCCAGCUGCCACCAAAUACCCCCACCCCACCAAAUACCCCCACCCCGCCCCGCUGAGGCCUUGACCACCAGCAGCCCCCCGCUGCCCGCCGUGCCUCUGGUACUCCAGCGCUCAGUCCUGCUCCGGAGGCCUGUUUCUGCCAAAAACAAUCCAGAGUCUCUCAGACUGUGAUCCAGCAUCCAGGAGACGAUCCGGAGUCUCCGGUCUUCACCACCGCCGAGAACUCCUGAAGACAAUCAGCUCCCGGUUCUGCCGGGGAUCGUGGUUCUACAGAACUCCUCCCGGUUCUUCCAAAACCUGAAGCAGCAAAUCACCAAAUCGUCCCGAUUCCACAGCCGAAGUGAUUCAGUCCAGCUGGGUUGUCCAGGUCCUGGUCCAGGUCCUGAUCUGUGACCUGAGUCCAGGUCCUGGUCCAGGUCCAGGUCCUGAUCUGUGACCUGAGUCCAGGUCCUGGUCCAGGUCCUGAUCUGUGACCUGAGUCCAGGUCCUGGUUCUGGUGCUGAUCUGUAGCAUGAUCCCACUGGCAAGUUUCUGAAGUGGUGACCUCUGACCUUUUACAAUGUUUUAAUGCUGAAUGAUCCGACCUUUGACCUCUUGUGGCACCAGCGAGCCUCCGUACCGGCCGGCGAGUCGAACCAGGAAGUGUUCGGACGCUUUGGAGAGAAGAAGAAACGCGAUGCUAGCUCCUCGCGGUAGCAUGCUAGCAUCUCACGCUGUACUGUGCCUGUGUGAGCAGGGCCCCGCCCCCUCCCGGCCCCGCCCCCUCCCCCGCCACGCCCGUCCACGGAGGUACUCCUGCAGAGCCCGCCAUGCUGUACUUGCUGUUGCGGGGGCUUCCUGCGGGGUCUGAAUGGUUUUAGGGUUUUUUACCGCCAGAUGUAAUUUAGGAAUGUCAGUGUAAGCUAUUGUAGUGAAAUGUUUUAAUAUAUAAUGACUCCGUUCCUGUGGGCCUGUUGUGUCUGGGUUGGCUGCUAUUUGGAUCAUCGAGGAAAUAUUUUGGUACUGUCUCAGAAUGCUGGGUAUUUUAGCAUCAGUGUAGAAUAUAUUUUUGUAGAGAACUGAUUGAAAACCCUGAUUGUUUGAUUCGUACAUAUCUCACACUACGCUUCACCUCAGCUGAACUAUUAAUACAUGUUUUUACCACCA
Molecule: messenger RNA, 4383 nt
Organism: Salarias fasciatus (jewelled blenny)
Lineage: Eukaryota; Metazoa; Chordata; Actinopteri; Blenniiformes; Blenniidae
Product: lethal(2) giant larvae protein homolog 2-like
Exons: 25
Coding region: 50-3046 (998 amino acids)
Biological process (GO): establishment of spindle orientation; regulation of establishment or maintenance of cell polarity; regulation of Notch signaling pathway
Cellular component (GO): cytoplasm; plasma membrane; cortical actin cytoskeleton
Molecular function (GO): GTPase activator activity; myosin II binding
Source: RefSeq, a predicted model, not a curated record